AUGGCCUUCAAAGAGCGGAUAGACGACAAAGACAAAUCAAUUCACAACCUUCAAGAAAGAAUACAGUCAUUUCUGUAUGAUCGUGACGGAGAGCCAUGGAAAAAACAAACACAAAGGGUAUCUCAAGAUAACAACUCUUCCUUCAACAAUGAUCAACAAGAAGAAAACUUGGCAUCUAAUCUUGAUCUAACAGCUGAACCCCAAAACAGCUCUGACAGAAUGUAUCACACAACUGAUGAGAACCAGAACUCAAUCCAACAACAUUUAGAUUUAAACAAAAGUAAUUCACAAAAUAACAAGAAGGAUGGGGACAUACCCUAUACAACAACAAAAUCUGCAGUCAAUGGUGCAUAUUUGAAUAAUGCAAAACUCGAUACUAUUUUUUAUCACGAUUCUAUUGGCCACAAGGUAGACAUUAAAAGAUUGUUAGCAAGCUCUGGACAAUCAGGUCUCAAACAAACAACAUACAGAAUAGAAAACGUUAUUGAAGCAUUGGAGGAUAUUUCUUCCGCAAGAUCAAUUAUUAUACAUGUCGGAAUUAAUGACAUCAAAGUGAGAGAUGAUUCGGCUGAAGAUAUAUUCCCUAGAUAUGAAGAAAUGGUAAACAAAGCUUUAGGUAAAGCAAAUAGUGUUGUGCUUUCUUUAGUUAUCCCAACUAAAUACACCUCGUUAAACAGAAAGAGUGGAGCAUUGAAUGCAAUGAUAAAGUUUAAAUUUGCAACAACACCUAAACUACUGAUAUGUGAAAAUAAUAAUUUCACAGCUGACAAUGGAGAUAUUAUGGAAAAUUUGUACACUGACUCCAUUCGUUUGUCUAUAUAUCAAGGCACUGGGGUUCUUGCUGGAAAUAUAAGAAAAACCAUGUUUCCACAAAGGCAAUCAGAGACCAAGAGAGUGAGUCAGUCUGAUCACAGUACAAACUAUAGAGGACGUACCAAGGACAAUUACAACCACAGAUUCAGCAAUACAGGCUACAAUAAAAGUCACCAAUACAAGGGUGAUAACACUAGGAGACCAUUGUAUAACAAUAAUUGGUAUACUCAAGAUGAUAAGACAGAACUUAACCAUUACAGAAAUGAUAGUACAAGAAAAUCAUUUGAUUACAACAAUUCAUAUAAUACUGAUGGAGAAGUGAACUACUACAGAAAUUAUGACAACAGUACAUCUCAAUACAACCAAUCAUACAGACAUGAAAUGGAUAGAGACCUUAGCCAAAGUCAGAUUUCUGACUUAGCGACCAGUAUUGCAUCUGCAUUUGCAAAUGUAUUUAAAUGUCAUUAA
Messenger RNA from Mytilus trossulus (common blue mussel), 1281 nucleotides. RefSeq names its product homeobox protein 2-like. NCBI's taxonomy places the organism in Eukaryota, Metazoa, Mollusca, Bivalvia, Mytilida, Mytilidae. The record is from RefSeq and is a predicted model, not a curated record. Bases 1 to 1281 code for a protein of 426 amino acids. The transcript has a single exon.